GCCAUCUAUCGAAUUAAAUGACAGUAAUAUAUUUAUUAUAAAGUAACCUGUAAUAAAUAGUAAUUGUUAUAAACUAUUAAUGGCAGCAAUAGAUAAAGUUAAAAUUAUUGUAGUUGGUGAUUCUGGUGUUGGUAAAACAUCGUUGACUCAUCUCAUAUGCCAUCAACAACCGAUCAGUAAUCCUUCCUGGACGAUAGGUUGUUCUGUUGAAGUGAAAUUGCAUGAAUACAAGGAAGGCACACCUAAUCAAAGAAGAUAUUUUAUUGAACUGUGGGAUAUAGGUGGAAGUCAAAAUCAUAAAAAUACAAGAUCUGUUUUUUACAAUCCUACAAAUGGUAUAAUAUUGGUCCAUGAUUUAACAAACCGUAAAUCGCAACAAAAUUUACAGAAAUGGUUGCAAGAGGCAUUGUGCAAAGACGGAAAUUAUUCUAAAUCAAAAUUGUUUGAUGAUUUUGAUCCUGAAAAGUUUGUAGGAUCGACUCAAAUACCGAUAUUAGUUAUUGGUACAAAAUUAGAUUUAGUAUCGGAAGUAAGAUCAAACAUGCAGAGACGUACUUCGACUAUUGCUGAAGAAUGUGGAGCUGAUGAAAUAUUUUUGGACUGUUGCCAAGUAAGAGCAUUAGCUGCUGGUUCUAGUUCGUCUGUAAAACUCAGCAGAUUUUUUGACAAAGUCAUUGAAAGGCGUUACUAUGCUACUAGAGAAGGAAGUAGUUUAGACAAACGAAGAAUGAACACCUAUACUUCGACGUACAAUCCAAAGCUUUAUCAUAAUGACUAAAACUAUAGUUUCUUAACCAUUUAAAUUCCAGAAGUUUUUAAAAUAUCAUGUAGAUAAAUACUAAGCGAGGCAAUAAUGUAUCAAUUGUUUAUUACGUUUUAAUAACGUGACUCUUUUCAAUAAGAAAUUUGAAUAGCGUGAUCACUGGGAUUUAAAUGGUUAUUCUAAAGAAAUAUUAUUUUAUUAGAAAUACUUCAUUUUUAUUAAAAUUAACAUAUUAUACUAAGGGAUAUUGUUAAAUCUUGGAUAAAUAUUAUUUUGUAAAUAUUGUAUUAAUAUUGAUUUUUUACUAAAAUAAUAAUAAGUUCGUAUAA
Messenger RNA from Polistes canadensis, 1092 nucleotides. Its product is annotated as rab-like protein 3. Gene Ontology annotation, cellular component: endomembrane system. The record is from RefSeq and is a predicted model, not a curated record. The transcript has 5 exons. Gene Ontology annotation, biological process: intracellular protein transport. The coding region runs from base 80 to 778 and encodes 232 amino acids. Gene Ontology annotation, molecular function: GTP binding; GTPase activity. Lineage: Eukaryota; Metazoa; Arthropoda; Insecta; Hymenoptera; Vespidae.